AUGAAGUUCACAAUUUUGCGGUUAAAGAGGAAGCGAAACGAAGAACCUCUUGAUGCACUCGUUGUUCAGCAACUAUUAACUAAUGAUAAUAACCGUGGUGGCAAGAAAGCAAGACGGGCUGCCGACAAUAAACUUGAUAAUAUGAUCACCCAACGGAGUGAAACGUCGUUUUCGCCUUCGGUCUUCAGAUAUGCAGAGACAGUUGAUGAGAAAAGCUUUGAGGAUGCGACGCAAACUACGCAAUUGAGAGAGCGAAUAGCCAGACUAGUAAACAGAAAAGAAACUCUACGUACUCGCGAUUCUGAUGCUAGACGAAGCAAGCAAACACGUGAACAACAAAUUGCCCAGUUUAAUGACGACAUGCGUAGAGAGAGAUAUAGAGUCAUUAACAGGAAUCGGUUCGCAGGGAAAGAAGGAUUAUUUAAUUCGUACGUCUAA
This is a messenger RNA of Paraglomus brasilianum, 438 nucleotides long. The record is from the annotation of a GenBank genome assembly. NCBI's taxonomy places the organism in Eukaryota, Fungi, Glomeromycota, Glomeromycetes, Paraglomerales, Paraglomeraceae.